GUCCACCGUCCCAUGGAGAGCGGGUCACCCCACACUGGCUGCUCAGGGGCCGCCCCAGACGAGCCGUCAGUCUGGAUGAAAAGGUGCCGGCGCCUGCCCGGGCAAAGGUGGCCGUGAUGGUCGAGGGCAGAGAGCUCAUUCUGGUGCUGGAGAGGAACCAGCUGCUGGCACCGGGCUACACUGAGACGCACUACGCCGCGGAUGGGCAGCCCAUGACCUUGACUCCCAACCACACGGACCACUGCUACUACCACGGGCACGUCCAGAGCUAUGGCGGCUCCUGGGUUGUCCUCAGCACCUGCUCGGGAAUACGGGGCCUGAUAGUGCUCAGCAGCAACGCCAGCUACUACCUGCAACCCCUGGGGACCCCCGAGCCAGGCCACCACAUCAUCCACCGCGCAGAGCACUUGCCCAUCCGAGGUGGGACCUGCGGCCACGGCGACGAUAUCGGGAGCACCGUCGCCGACAUCGCUGGGUUCUUCCAGCCAGCUCAUGGCCGGGUGAAGAGAGAUGCCUGGAGGACCAUGAAGUACAUGGAGCUCUUCAUCGUUGCUGAUCACACGCUGUACAGGAACCAGAACCUCAACCUGGGCCACACCAAGCAGCGCAUCGUGGAGAUUGCCAACUAUGUGGACAAGUUUUACAGGUCGCUCAACAUCAAGGUGGCCCUGAUCGGCUUGGAGGUGUGGACGGAGCGGGACCAGUGCACCGUCACCAGCGAUGCCAACGCCACGCUCUGGUCCUUCCUGCAGUGGAAGAAGGCGCUGAGGUCACGCAAGAAGCAUGACAAUGCCCAGCUGCUGACAGGGAAGACGUUCAGGGGGACAACUAUCGGCAUGGCCCCGCUGGAGGGGAUGUGCAGCGCAGAUAACUCUGGAGGCGUCAGUGUGGACCACUCGGAGCAGCCCAUCGGAGCAGCCGCCACUAUGGCCCACGAAAUCGGCCACAAUUUUGGCAUGAGCCACGAUAGCACGGGCUGCUGCGUGGAGGCCACCCCAGAGCAAGGUGGCUGUGUCAUGGCAGCGGCCACCGGACACCCCUUCCCUCGCGUGUUCAGCUCCUGCAGCAAGAGACAGCUGGAGAACUACUUCCAGAAGGGAGGUGGCAUGUGUCUCUUCAACCUGCCCGACACCAAGGACCUGGUCGUGGGACGGAAAUGUGGCAAUGGCUUUCUGGAGGAAGGAGAAGACUGUGACUGCGGGGAAGUGGAGGAGUGCACCAACCCAUGCUGCAACGCACACAACUGCACACUCAAGGCAGGGGCCCAAUGUGCCCACGGCGACUGCUGCCAGAACUGCAAGCUAAAGGUGGCUGGGACGAUCUGCAGGGAAGCAGCGGGAUCCUGUGACCUCCCGGAAUACUGCACGGGUGCCUCAGCCUACUGCCCAGCCAACGUAUACCUUCUGGAUGGCUCGUCCUGCGCCUACGGCGAGGCUUACUGCAACAAUGGCAUGUGCAUGACCCACCACCAGCAGUGCAUCCAGCUCUGGGGACCAGGUGAGUCCCACCAGCCCCAGCCCUGCCUCCUUGCCACCCCUCUCCGGAGCAGGAGCCACG
Molecule: messenger RNA, 1557 nt
Organism: Tauraco erythrolophus (red-crested turaco)
Lineage: Eukaryota; Metazoa; Chordata; Aves; Musophagiformes; Musophagidae
Source: RefSeq, a predicted model, not a curated record